Molecule: messenger RNA, 453 nt
Organism: Triticum turgidum subsp. durum (durum wheat)
Lineage: Eukaryota; Viridiplantae; Streptophyta; Magnoliopsida; Poales; Poaceae
Source: the annotation of a GenBank genome assembly
AUGUGCACCCUCGCCACAGGUUGGGGCGGUCAACGCAGCCGGCGCCGGGCUCCUCCUUGCGCAGGAGGCCAAAUCGGGGGGAGGGGGCGGCACCCCUCGCCGGAUCCGGCAGCCAACGUUGGGCGGCUCCUCGCGCUGGAGGCCAAAUCGGGGCCGCGGCACGGGAUCCGGCAGCCCACGCUGGGCAUCUACUCGUGCGGGAGGUCAAAUCGGGGCGGCGGCGCGGCAUCCCUCGCCGGAUCCGGACGAGGUGGCGACGGUGGGGGCCAAAUCGUGGCGACUGCGCGGCAUCCCUCGCCGAAGGUGGCGGCGCCUGGAGCAUGUGCGCGCACCAGCGUCGGCGGCUCACGUGGUGGUGCACGGCCGCAUGUGGUGCAUCGAGGGCACCACCACCGUGGUGGAAUGGAGCGGGGAGCGCCGGGGCUGGCUCGAGGUGGGCCCUUACCCGCCUAG